AUGGAGGAGAAUCCAAACGAUGCUCGAUACAGUCUCACUGAUUCUGCCAAGAUGUUUUAUGUUAGGGAGAAUAAUCCAACAAGCCUUGUGCCAGUCGUCCUCAUGCUCACACACCCGGUGUUAAUGGCGCCAUGGCACCAUCUUCAUGAAUGUGUGCUUCAAGACGGCAAUGCAUUCGAGAAGGCUCAUGGAAAGGACUUGUGGGCAUACGAGAAGGACGACCCGGCUGUCAAUGACGUUUUCAACAAUUCCAUGUCCACGCUUACAGUUCUUGGCAUGGGGCAAAUCUUGAGCUACUACGACAGUUUUAAGGAGGUGAACACUUUGGUUGAUGUGGGCAGAGGAAAAGGAAUGACCUUGGUGCACAUUGUGAAGGCUUAUGCCAUCAGUUCCAGCCAGCCUUAG
This is a messenger RNA of Cryptomeria japonica (Japanese cedar), 405 nucleotides long. Its product is annotated as desmethylxanthohumol 6'-O-methyltransferase-like. Gene Ontology annotation, molecular function: O-methyltransferase activity; S-adenosylmethionine-dependent methyltransferase activity. Gene Ontology annotation, biological process: methylation. The record is from RefSeq and is a predicted model, not a curated record. The coding region runs from base 1 to 405 and encodes 134 amino acids. The transcript has a single exon. NCBI's taxonomy places the organism in Eukaryota, Viridiplantae, Streptophyta, Pinopsida, Cupressales, Cupressaceae.